Messenger RNA from Pararge aegeria (speckled wood butterfly), 3157 nucleotides. RefSeq names its product membrane alanyl aminopeptidase-like. NCBI's taxonomy places the organism in Eukaryota, Metazoa, Arthropoda, Insecta, Lepidoptera, Nymphalidae. The transcript is spliced from 15 exons. Gene Ontology annotation, cellular component: cytoplasm. Gene Ontology annotation, molecular function: peptide binding; zinc ion binding; metalloaminopeptidase activity. The coding region runs from base 1 to 3156 and encodes 1051 amino acids. The record is from RefSeq and is a predicted model, not a curated record. Gene Ontology annotation, biological process: peptide catabolic process; proteolysis.
AUGGUAGUUGAUAGAUAUAUUAUAGAAAUAAGACCAGUAUGUGAAAGUACUUUCGAAGGCACAGCAACCAUUCACGUUUCUAUUACCAAUAAGACUACUAUAGGCGAUCCAAUUGUCUUUCAAAUCGACGAUCUGACAAUAGAAUCAAUUCGAUUCUCUGUUGCUGGAGGCAUACCGAAUCUUCGUCCUCGUUUCUAUCCCGAGCCUGACGAUGGAGUAUUAAUAAUAAUUCCUUCUAUUAACGCUACUUUGUACACAUUUAGGAUAGAAUAUACUGGUCUUUUGGAUGUUGUUGGCAAUGGAAUUUAUCGCGGUGAAAAUAUUGACGAGGAAACCUUUGAAGAUGUAGACAUUUUAAGUGUACACGACGAGACAAUAGAAGAAAAAAUAACAGACGUGCAGAACAUUACUAAUAGAAAUGAAAACCGCAAUGACAUAGGACUAAAUAAUGUUAGACCCGGUCAAUCAGUGUUUACCUAUAACAUAGAACUGACAAGAGAAGAUGGAAUCAUUCACGGCAAAGCCAUUUUGGAUGUAAGAUUGACUGACCAAACGAUAGGAAACUUGAUGAAGUUUAAUGUAGAAGGGCUCCAAAUUAAUAAUGUUCAAGUUGGUGUGGUGACCAUAGACAAUCUCCAGGAUGCUGCAUUGGCGUUUGUGAAUAAUAACGUUUUAGAAGUUAGGCCGCAGCAAGCACAAGCGGCUACUUAUAUAGUUGUCAUUGAGUAUACAAUAACGUUAGGCGAUGAUGGUGCUGGCAUAUUUUUGGGGCAAUUGGAUGACGAUGAAUAUAUCGCGAUGAACCUACAUCCAAACAACGCCAGGCGCGUGUUUCCCUGCAUGGACGAGCCCAAUUUGCUAACCACUGGCCUGUCAUUUACCUUCAACGACAUGGGUUUCGAUACAAUAUUGUCGAAUACCCAGCUUGUUCCAGACAGUACAACAACAUUUAGACCUUUACAAGGGCCAGUACAUCGAUGGGCGAUGGUGGCGCAUAAUAUGAACAACAUUAUUAACCCCGUUGCAAACAUGGUGUCACUCUACGUACGAAGAGGAAUCACAAAUCAAGAGACUCAAGCGUCGGUGGCUAUUAACGAAUACUACAAUGCGCUGAACACAUGGACAGCUCUGAAUCAUUCGCAGAUAGCUAUGGAUCAGAAUAGUGCCCUGCAUGUGGUAGCAGUGCCAGAUGUAGCUCGAGACUGGUACGGGCUGUCCACUUUGUGUAUUUGGGAACCAUAUAUCCUCAUGGAAAACAACAACGCUGUAAAGCAAAGGAAGACUGCCUUGGUCACAAUAGCCGAAGGAAUGGCGAGGCAGUGGUUUGGGUGGGUCAUAUUUCCUGAAAAUUGGCGAGACCAAUGGGUUAUCGCAGGUCUAGGCAGCUAUGCUGCUUAUGAAAUUGCCAAGGAGUUUCAAACUCCCCCUGAUAACGAAGAGGGUGUAUCACUUAUAGACAUGAAUACUAUAUUUACAACCGAUGUUAUACAAGAGAGUCUUCUAUAUGAUUCGUAUCAAAGCGCCCAGCCUCUGAGAUUGGGAAAUAACAUAUACGACGAUAAUUUAAUAAGACUACAUACGUUAGGACUGUUGAAAAUGAAAGCGCCGGCGUUGUUACGGAUGACAAGACUGGUGCUGAGUCGACAGACUGAUUUGGUUCAAUCAGCAGCACAAGGACUUUUAAGAAGCAGAUCUUCACAAUCGGUGACGACACGAAACUUGUACGAUGGUCUGAACAGCGGAUAUGGCGGUGGUGCGGGAAGCGGUCUUAUAGGUUCGGUAGAAGACUUUCUCCGCCCAUGGGUGGAGAACAGUGGCUACCCUCUCAUCACCGUUGAAUUACGACAAGGAGGUCUUAAUAUAAUACAGAGGCGUUUUGGUUUCACAGCGAUACCCGAAAUCAACUAUAACAUACCGUUAACGUUUACAACGAGUUCCAACCCACAUUUCGAUGACGUAUUCCCAAGGCAAAUGCUGGAGACCAAUCUACUGUUAGAUGUGCCUCUGGAAGACGAUGAAUGGAUCAUAUUCAAUAUCCAAGGGCAAGGUUACUAUCGCGUUAAUUACGAUCACGGCUUAUGGGAGAGACUCAUUGGAGCCCUGUCAGAUGAAGAGUCCAGAGAAGAAAUCCACCCACUUAAUCGUGCUACCCUUCUUGAUGACUCCUUAAUCUUGGCCCGAGCUGGCAGAAUUGAUUACGAUAUAGCAUUAGAAAUCGCCCUUACAACGGAGCUAGAAACAGAAUAUGCUGUUUGGAAAGCCUUCGUAAGGAACAUGGAAUUCAUCAGGAAACGCCUCGUACCAUUUGUGGAUAACGAUGAACAUGACGAGAAUAUUUACCUGAGGAUGAUCCGAAGAACGAUUGUCACAAUGGAAGAAGAAAUUGGUUUCGAACCGGAUGGUGUGGAGCCUGCGAUGGUAUCCCUGACGCGAGGCCUAGUGAUGGAGCAUGCGUGCAAAGUUGGCUACGAACCUUGUAUCGCUGUCGCAGUUGACAUGUUUUACGACCCAGACAAUGAAGGAGAAGUGAAUCCAAACAUUCCGCCAGAGAUAAGACCGGCUGUGUAUUGCACCAUGGUAAGGGAGGACGACGACGAUGACGUUGUACAAGCUCUCAGAAGACAUUUGGAUGAACUGCAGUCAAGAUAUGAGCGCCUGGUUAUUUUGGAGUCACUUGCCUGUUCCGAAGACGCUGCAUUCAUUCAAGCGUUGCUUUCGGAAACGGUUUCCGAUGACAGCCCGUAUGUAGUGGAAGAGCGGUCGAAGAUCUUCGCAGCCGUAGCAUCAUCGAGUUUCGAGAAUUCACGAAGGGCUCUCCAAUUCCUUACCAGACAAACUGAGGCGAUACGAAACAUGUACGGCGGUCCUGAAAAACUUGAGGAGGUGAUUUUUAUAAUGGCGGAAAACAUUAUUGAUGGAGGCCAAGCCACCGAUUUCAUCAAUUGGGUGAAUUCGCAGAACAGUAUCAGCAAUCUGGACGACUCAAUGCUCGCCGCGCAAAGGGCGAGAGAUCGUAUCAACGAAAAUAUAGCUUGGGCCAACAACAAUUUGGAAGACAUAUACGAAUGGAUCGAUAUGAACGAUGCAUCAACGGUAUUUGUAUCCACUACAUCGUUAUGUUUAGCAAUGAUUAUUGCAUUAUAUAAUCAACAGUAGU